Molecule: messenger RNA, 679 nt
Organism: Jaminaea rosea
Lineage: Eukaryota; Fungi; Basidiomycota; Exobasidiomycetes; Microstromatales
Exons: 3
Coding region: 93-509 (138 amino acids)
Source: RefSeq, a predicted model, not a curated record
CCCGACCAUCUAUUGCCGUGUCACCAUUGCCUCGCUCGCUGGAAUGGAUAUAAACAAGCUGAACUCGCACGUCCCUGCUUUGUCGCACUACAAUGACGCCUGUGAUCGCCAACUCGAAGAAAAAGAGCCACAAGCAGAGUAAGGGUCGAGCAAGCGACAGCGCUAACGCUGAGGACGAUUGGCGGCCCGAGCAAGGCAAGGACAGCGGUGGCGGAACGGACGACGACGAGGCUUCCCAAGACGAAUGGGAAGACGAUGAAGAGUAUGGUUCCUCGUCGAGCAAGAAGAGAAAGAAGAGCGUCAAGGCAGAGAGCAAGCCCAAGGUCAAGGGCGCCAAGUCAGGCGGGUCGAAGGCGGCGCCGUCCUACUGGAGCCAAGGUAAGUCAUCGCUGCGAAACGCCUCUGGACUGCUCACACUCUGCUCCAUUGUGCUCAAAACGACCCCCAUCCGCGACCACAGACGAGCUGCUCAACAUGUAUGGCGUGAUGCACCGCAUGCUCUUGAGUAGCGUCUCCACCAUUCGCCAAGAGGCAGGCCUUCAGCACCGAACAGCCGGGCAUGUCAUGAUGAAACUUCGGAGCGAAUUCAAGAAGACGGAGAGGGCUCUCGGCGGGGACGGCAAGUGGAUUGAUGACUUCAGGCUUGGGCGUAGCAGGAAGGGAUGGUGACUAUUGGAGC